This is a messenger RNA of Condylostylus longicornis, 959 nucleotides long. RefSeq names its product 39S ribosomal protein L46, mitochondrial (gene mRpL46). The coding region runs from base 41 to 838 and encodes 265 amino acids. Lineage: Eukaryota; Metazoa; Arthropoda; Insecta; Diptera; Dolichopodidae. The record is from RefSeq and is a predicted model, not a curated record. Gene Ontology annotation, molecular function: structural constituent of ribosome. The transcript is spliced from 2 exons. Gene Ontology annotation, cellular component: mitochondrial large ribosomal subunit.
UUUUGUCUUGCAGUAUAUCAAAGGAGCAAAAGAAUUAAAAAUGUUUAAUCCAGUCCGUUUAAGUAGAUAUAUAUUAAAUGUUAAACUUUGUAGAGGUUUUGCCGACAACACGGGCCAAAAAGAUGCAAAAAACUUAAAAUGGGACUUAUACGCUGGAGUUUUAGUAGAGCGGUUGCCUAUCAUAUCUAAAAGUCUUAAUGCAAUUGAAGAAGAAUUCCAAGCUUUACUCUGGCAAAAAGAGUUUGAAGGCAGUCUAAAAUCAAAUCAUGAAUUGAAACAUGAACGAGAUUUGCUUCAGGCUGAAUUAAUAAAAAAAGGAGAAGUGGAAAUCGAUUUGGACGAAAGUGCAUCGAAACAAACAGCUCAAGACUUGAAAGAUGCAUAUUCAGAAGAGUUUAAAAAUUUUAAGUUGGCUUCUAGAAAAACUGAAGCAGAUAUAAAGCAAUUAAAAUCUAUUAACAGAGCUUUGGAUGAAACUCUGUAUUUAUUAACUAAACAAGUUGUAGGAGAUAAGAAAAUUUAUACUAUUCCCGAAGGAAAAAGAAUAGAAAAUGAAAAUAUGCGACAAGCGGCUGAACGUGUUCUAAAAGAAGCAUGCGGAACAAAUACCAAAGUAACAUUUUACGGCAAUGCUCCUUGUGCAUUUUACAAAUACAAAUAUCCAUCUUCUUUAAAAAAGGAGUCAAUUGGCGCUAAAGUGUUUUUAUAUCGGACAAGCUUGCAAAAGGGUAAUAUUGAGAUGGAGAAAUCAAAAACGUUUGAAUGGCAGACAAAAAAAGAAGUUAUUGAAAAAAUUAAAGGCACCCAAUUGGAAAUUUUACAAAAAUUACUAUUUUAGAAAUGUUUUAUUUCAAAAAUGUUUGUAAUAAAAAAUUAAUCACAAUUAUAACUAAGGUUUAAUUUUGUAAUAUAGCGCAUUAAUCUUACAGCAUGCAUUAAAUUAAAUUUAGAUUUUACAU